Molecule: messenger RNA, 678 nt
Organism: Parnassius apollo (apollo)
Lineage: Eukaryota; Metazoa; Arthropoda; Insecta; Lepidoptera; Papilionidae
Source: the annotation of a GenBank genome assembly
AUGCAACCCAGACUUCUUGACGGUGCACCUCCCGGGACUCAAGGUACUUGUACGCCAAUUGGUUGGACUUCAGGUGACGUAUUUCUUGAUUGGAUGCAUUUCUUCGUAGAACAUGUACGACCUAGCGCCGACAAAAAGGUACUUCUACUCGUGGACAACCAUGAAAGCCACAAAUAUUAUCCUGCUUUGGAAUAUGCAAAAAUAGUUCUAGCUCCAGGAAAAGCUACAAUUUGUGAAUUAUCUAAACCUCAACCUCAAGUCUCUGUUGCACCAAUUGUAGUUUUCCAAGAAUCUACUAAAACCUCAGAAAAUAUUAUUCACAGUGAAGUAUGCUCCAUUAUUACACUGGAACCAGAAACAGUAUCUCUUAAAGCUUCUUCUACUUUGGAGCCAGAUGCUACAAAUAUUAAUGUUAUGCAUCUUUUAAAAAGUGAUGCAUUGUUACCAGGUACCUCAAAAAAUACACGCAGAUAUGUGGACCGUGAUGACCCACCAAAUCUGGAACCUGGAUGUUCAAACUUUCACUAUAGUCUCGUAGUGUUAAGACCAAUACCAAAUCCAGACAAACGAAUAACAACUCGUAAACGCAAAUUGCAAAAGUCGGAAAUUUUAACUAGUACACCUAUAAAAGAAGAGCAGAAGUUAAAAUUUGAAAAAAAAAUGCAGUUAAUAAUAUAA